AUGGCCGACGAACAGCCCCAACCCCGCAACCGCAGGGAACGCCGCGCCGCCGCCAAAGCCUCCGGCGCACCUCUCUCCUCCGCCAAAGCACCCAAGUCCACUGCAUCCAAACUCGACUUCUCCAAAUCCGCACCCGAUGGCGCCGCCACCGAAAACGACCUCGGCAUCCCCAUGGCGCUACCUGACUUCUCCGGGCCGAAGGGCAAGACGCUAUACGAGAUCGCCGAGGAGCGCAUGCGCGAGCUGGCCAAGUCCGGGAAAGACGUGUCGAGCCUGGAAGGGGAGGAGGUCAAUUUCCCCGUCGAUGGCAAGGGGCAAGCCGUGCGGGUGUCGCCGGCGUCCGAAGAGGAUGACAUCGGCCCCGUGGGCGAGGCGAUUCUGUACGCCUUCACCAUGACGACGCUGCACUUCACGCUCGACGUGCUCGUGCACAACCAGUACCGCGAGGAUAUGGACUGGAUCGAGAUCUGGAGCAGGACUGCGCAGGUCGCGCCCAUAUUGUGGUUCGUGGUCUACUGUUUCAAGACGCCGACGGUGAUGCGCUUCCCUACGCUGCGGCAGUGCAUCUUUUUCGUAGCCGCCGUGGCGGCGGGGUGCUAUUGUGUUUAUAUGGGCAAUAUGUUUGGAUAUUAUGCAGUCAUGAAGCAGGCGCCGCCGGUGGGUGUGCUGUGGAUAUGGGCGGUUGUGGAGAUGCAAUUGCCUUACGCUGCGACCAGCGUAGCGGCUGUGCUGGGAUACACGUGGUGGAAUAAAUUUGGGCUAUACUGA
Molecule: messenger RNA, 768 nt
Organism: Lasiodiplodia theobromae
Lineage: Eukaryota; Fungi; Ascomycota; Dothideomycetes; Botryosphaeriales; Botryosphaeriaceae
Product: Deacetylase-like protein
Exons: 1
Coding region: 1-768 (255 amino acids)
Source: RefSeq, a predicted model, not a curated record